Messenger RNA from Mesorhabditis belari, 1158 nucleotides. The record is from the annotation of a GenBank genome assembly. Lineage: Eukaryota; Metazoa; Nematoda; Chromadorea; Rhabditida; Rhabditidae.
AUGGUCAAGGAAGAAUUCAAAAAUGCCGGUCGCAUUGCGCAUGCCGAUGGAAUGGAACCGGAACAGUCUCGGAAGGUUUUUAUCGGAGGACUUGCUGGUAGUACAGAUGAAGAAUCGUUGAGAAACUUUUAUGGACAAUGGGGUGAAAUCGUUGACUGUGUGGUGAUGCGCGAUCCCCAGACAAAACGCUCGCGUGGUUUCGGCUUUGUCUCGUACGCAACUAUGGCCGAAGUUGAUGUUGCAAUGGGAAAUCGGCCUCAUGAUAUUGACGGAAAACGAGUGGAUCCGAAAAGGGCAAUCCCACGUGAAGACUCAUCGAGAGGCCAAAAACUCCCCACUACAAAUCGUUUGUAUAUCAGCGGAAUUCGUGAUGGGCAUACGGAAGAAAAUCUUCGCGAAUAUUUCACUCAGUACGGAAACGUCGAAAAAGUUGAGGUCAUGCUGGAUAAAGCUACUAAUAAGCCACGUGGUUUUGCGUUUAUCAACUUCGAUGAUUAUGACCCAGUCGAUCGUUGUGUGCUCUUGAAAAGUCACACAAUUGGCGGCUUCAGAUGUGAUGUGAAGAAAGGACUUAGCAAAGAAGAAAUGCAAACGCAAGGUGGUCGGGAUCGUUCGGCUCGCGGUGAACGUGCAGGGGGACCACCAAGUGGUGGCGGUCGUGGAGCAUCUGGUCGAGGAGGUCGUGGCGGAUGGGGAGGAAAUGACGGCGGUCGCGGCGGAUGGGGAGCAGGAGGCGAUGCAGGCGGUGGUCAACGUGGAUGGGGUGGACCCGGCGCUGGAGCUGCUGGUGGCUGGGGAGCAGGAGGAAAUCGUGGCGGCGGCGCUGGUGGAUGGGGAGCUGGCGGAGGAUGGAACUCUCAGCCCGAUGGAGGUUACGGCGGAUCAAGUGGAAAUUGGGGAGCGGCACCAUCAGCACGUCCUACCAGAUACGAGCCACCAUCACCAUGGGCAGCCAACCCUCAACAAGCAGCUCCGAGUGGAUACAGCAGCAGUGGUUAUGGGGCUUCUGCAAGUGGAUACGGCGACUAUAGCGCAUCUGGAUAUGGAGCCUCUGGAUCGAGCGGAUAUGGAACCGGCCAAUCGAACUCUGGAUCUGGUGGCUACAGUGGUUAUGGAGGAGCUUCUUCGAGCUGGGGACAACCCGAUCCAUGGAGGCGU